CUUUUUUUCUUUUUUCUUUUUCUUUUUUUCUCUUUUUUUUUUUUUUUUGGUAAGUGCCCUCUCCCCAAGUACAUCUAUAAAUAGACCCUUGGGUCGAUUCCUCGUAGCAUUUCUCGGAGCUCCUGCUCGAAUCCACAAAACCCUAAAAUUAGUAUCCGAAGUCCCCCUCCUCUCUUUGCGAUUUCGCCAUAUCUAGCGUUGUCCGGAGCUCGAGGUCGGGUCCGUACGUGCAUGGUGGAGAGGAGAGAUGGAGCAGAGGCGAUUCCUCGUAUCGGCCCUCGGCGUGGGGCUCGGCGUCGGGGUGGGGCUCGGCGUAGGGAAGUGGGCGGCGGCGGCGGCGCCGCCGCCGGGCGGGGCGGCGCCCGACGACGUGGAGGCGGAGCUGAUGAGGCAGGUGGUGGAUGGGAGGGAGAGCAAAGUCACCUUCGAUGAGUUUCCGUAUUACCUCAGUGAGCAGACGCGAGCUGUCUUAACAAGUGUGGCCUAUGUUCAUUUGAAGCAAACAGAAAUGUCCAAGUACACGCGAAACCUUACUCCUGCUAGCCGGGCUAUUCUACUUUCAGGCCCUGCAGAGCUUUACCAGCAGAUGCUUGCCAAAGCCCUUGCACAUUACUUUGAGUCCAAGUUGCUGCUGCUAGAUGUUCCUGAUUUCUCACUUAAGAUCCAGAGCAAAUAUGGUUUAUGCAACAAAGAUUUGUCCAAUAGAGGAUCCAUAAAGGAGGCGACAUUGGAGAAGAUGUCUGAUUUACUCGGAUCUUUUUCAAUACUUACUAAGAGGGAGGAACAAAAUGGAGUACUGCGAAGGCGAAGCAGCAGUGUGGAGUUAAGGUCAAGGGGUUCAGAUUGCACUGGCAAUGAACCUGUGCUUCGAAAAAAUGCCUCAGUUUCAACUGAUAUGAGCAGCCUCUCGCAACAAAACACAAGUAAUCCAGUUUCUCAUAAACGAAACAUCAGUUGGUCUUUUGACGAGAAAGUUCUUGUUCAAUCACUUUACAAGGUUCUUGAUUCAAUCUCCACAAGCAAUCCCAUUGUCCUUUACAUAAGGGAUGUCGAGAGCCUUCUGCAUAGAUCACAAAGGAUGUACAAUUUGUUUCAGAAAAUGUUGAACAAACUAUCUGGUCCGGUGUUAAUACUUGGUUCAAGGUUGCUGGAGCCUGAUAGUGAUUAUAAAGAUGUUGAAGGGAGGCUUAGCAUUCUAUUCCCAUACAACAUAGAAAUUAAGCCUCCUGAAGAUGAGACCCACCUUGUCAGCUGGAAAUCCCAGCUUGAAGACGACAUGAAAUUGAUCAAAAUUCAGGAUAACAGAAACCACAUCACAGAGGUUCUAGCAGCUAAUGAUCUCGACUGUGAUGAUUUGGGCUCAAUCUGCUUAGAGGACACUCUGGUUCUCAGCAAUUACAUAGAGGAAAUUAUUAUAUCGGCAGUCUCUCAUCAUUUGAUGAAUAAUAAGGAACCCGAGUACAGGAGCGGAAAGCUUGUUAUUUCUUUAAACAGCUUAUCUCAUGGAUUGAGCAUAUUCCAAGAAAGCAAGAAUUCUGGGAAGGAUACCCUGAAGCUGGAAGUGAAUAUUGAAUCAGGAGAGGAAGCCCCAAAGGAUGAUGCAGCUGCCACCAAAUCUGAGGGUACUAGUAAAGCAUCAACCCAUGAAAACAAAAGUGACCCAGAGAAGUCAGCAUCAGCAGUGGCUAAGGACAGCGAGAGUUCAUCUCUGCCAACAAAACCUCCUCAGGAGGUAGCUCCAGACAAUGAAUUCGAGAAACGGAUCAGACCAGAGGUUAUUCCAGCCAAUGAAAUUGGAGUGACUUUCGAUGACAUUGGUGCGAUGGACGAUAUAAAAGAAUCACUUCAAGAGCUAGUCAUGCUCCCUCUUCGCCGGCCCGACCUCUUCAAAGGUGGCCUUUUAAAGCCAUGCCGUGGUAUACUGCUGUUUGGUCCACCUGGAACAGGUAAAACGAUGCUUGCAAAGGCCAUAGCAAAUGAAGCUGGUGCAAGUUUUAUUAACGUGUCAAUGUCCACUAUCACAUCCAAAUGGUUUGGGGAGGAUGAGAAGAAUGUCAGGGCUCUGUUCACUUUAGCUGCAAAGGUUGCCCCUACUAUUAUUUUUGUGGAUGAGGUUGACAGUAUGCUAGGGCAGCGAACUAGGGCUGGGGAGCACGAGGCGAUGCGGAAGAUCAAGAAUGAGUUCAUGACUCAUUGGGAUGGGCUUUUGACAAAGUUGGAGGAGAGAAUCCUUGUUCUUGCGGCGACAAACAGGCCAUUUGACCUCGAUGAAGCGAUUAUUAGGAGGUUUGAGCGCAGGAUCAUGGUUGGCCUCCCAACUGUUGAGAGCAGGGAAUUGAUUCUGAAAACACUUCUAUCGAAAGAAAAGGUUGAGGAAGGGCUCGAUUUUAAGGAACUCGCGACUAUGACUGAAGGAUACAGUGGGAGUGAUCUUAAGAAUCUGUGUGUGACGGCUGCAUAUCGUCCUGUUAGGGAGCUGAUUCAGAAAGAAAGACAAAAAGAACUGGAGAGGAAACAAAAAACUGACAGUGGCGAGAGUGCCACGGAGGCUGCUGAAAGCAAGGAAGAUAAUGAAGAGCAGAAAAUCACCCUCAGACCAUUAAACAUGGAAGACUUGAGGCAGGCAAAGAGUCAGGUUGCUGCUAGUUUUGCUGCCGAAGGUUCUGUUAUGGGUGAAUUGAAGCAGUGGAAUGAUCUCUACGGGGAAGGGGGAUCUCGGAAAAAGCAGCAGUUGUCAUACUUCUUGUAGAACGCCGACCGAUCUACGUACAUUUGGACAUGUGGUUUGGCCCUUAAAAUGGCACUAGUUUACAUACACGCGGUUUUCUAGCAGAGUCGUUUCUUUCAUAUUACUAAGAACUUCUUCAUUCCUCUGUCGAAGACCACUUAUGAAUCACAAUCAUAUUGUAACAUUCUUUCUUAGCUCUCUCUCGCUCUCUCUCUCUCUCUCUCUAUAUAUAUAUAUAUAUAUAUAUUUGGUAUGUAGAUAUGUAUUUGUAUUUGUCAAUUAGAUUUGGCAUUUGGUUGUAUAAAUUUAUCCCUCCCAUUUGGUGGGGUAGUGUAUUUAGGUUGAAUGAAUCAUGAUUAUUCUCUUUCUCA
This is a messenger RNA of Ananas comosus (pineapple), 3099 nucleotides long. RefSeq names its product putative cell division cycle ATPase. The transcript has 16 exons. Gene Ontology annotation, molecular function: ATP binding; ATP hydrolysis activity. The record is from RefSeq and is a predicted model, not a curated record. Lineage: Eukaryota; Viridiplantae; Streptophyta; Magnoliopsida; Poales; Bromeliaceae. Gene Ontology annotation, cellular component: mitochondrial outer membrane. The coding region runs from base 248 to 2749 and encodes 833 amino acids.